Molecule: messenger RNA, 1002 nt
Organism: Aspergillus fijiensis CBS 313.89
Lineage: Eukaryota; Fungi; Ascomycota; Eurotiomycetes; Eurotiales; Aspergillaceae
Exons: 4
Coding region: 1-1002 (333 amino acids)
Source: RefSeq, a predicted model, not a curated record
AUGCUACACUGGUUGGGGGCAAAAUCAGGGGCGGGUCAGCAUGAUGAUGACGAACGGGAUACCUGCGAUGUGCAAACCCAUGAUAUGCCUGUCAUUCCAUCAUCGAGAAUAUUCCAGAUCUUGUUCGAUAACUGUGGGGAUGAUCAGGAUUUGAUAUCUAUAUCCGCGCGCGGGGGUUCAUCAAGUCAUAGAGAUAUUGAAAGCUUUCUGUGGAAGGUAUUGGACCCGAGUGUCGGCAAGAAUCGAGAGCAUUUUCUCAAUCUAGCAGAGGAGAAUCAAGACAGAAUCUUGGAGCUGACAGCCCGGUACAAAGCCCCAGGUAACGAGGGAUACUUGGAUCGCUACUUUGAGUACUUGCUCCCUGGAUCGACGGCGUUGAAUGUGCUUCAAACAGUCGUGUCACUCAAGAAGCCCGUGGUCGUCUGGUGGCUCCUUUCCAACGGAGAAUAUCCCAGCGAAGAUGACAUCCAGCAUGCCGAGAAGCAAGCCGAGUCUUGGGGUGAACAUGACCGGAAUGGCCGGCUCAUUCUUGACCUUUUGACAGAUCCUCCCCCCAUUCAACAAACUAGCCCCCCGGCGGACGACCAUCAUUGCCCGAGCUUCGACCGCCCGGCCUCAGACUUCGGUCGCCAAGAGGGCUCUCCGGUGAUCGACAUCAUCUACAGAAAGGGGCCUGGAACCAUCAUGCAUGACUUCAAGUAUCGCGAAGUCUCCGCACUCACAGAUGCUCUCGAAAACGGGCCUUUAGCUGAACCUAAACCAGAGAGAUCCAAGCCAGGUCAUCGAAAAGAGACCAAAAUGGCUGUGAAACACGGAUUCAAAAUAACGCGACGAACUCCCAGCGAGCUAGACUUGCGGUGCUUGACGGAGCUCCUAGUCCGUCUGUCAAAAGACAGAGGCUUGACAAAUAAAGACCACCGAGCACUGGCCGCAUUCAUUGACAACAACCAGGCCCUCAUGCAUGCUAGCGGUCACAAGACAUACAUGAAGCCCCAGUUGUGA